Triticum turgidum subsp. durum (durum wheat) is the source of this 1755-nucleotide messenger RNA. Lineage: Eukaryota; Viridiplantae; Streptophyta; Magnoliopsida; Poales; Poaceae. The record is from the annotation of a GenBank genome assembly.
AUGCUGAAAUUUAUGCGAAUGUCAAGAAGCUCAAAUGGAAGGCAAAAAAAUCGUAAACGAGUGGUAAAAAAAGAGGUGUCCAGCAUUUUAAGUGAUCGGCGUAAAGCUGUGGUGGAGAACAUCACUCAAGAACUUGCUACAAAGUUGUCCCCAAGCAUUAUCUCUCUUGCUUCAUUUGAUGGAGACAAGAUGCAUUUUAGAAGCACGGGCAUAGUUCUUGAAAACAGUUCAUCUGGUGGUACAUGUGUUCUAACAUCGUCGGCUUUGGUUAGCACAUCAGAUAAGGAACGCAUGCUUACCCCUACACUGAAGAUAAAAUUGCGCCUUCCCAAUAACGAAGUUGUUGGUGGGUGGAUAAAACAUUAUAGUUUGCCUUUCAGUAUGGUUGUUAUUGAAACUGGAUUCUCCCCUGAUCUUCGUGCAGCAUGUCUCAGUAAAAGCGUGCAAGUCAAGCCCCAUAGUCAGUUAUUAGCUGUAAAGCAUUGUUUCCACUCAGGCAAAUUAAUGGAUACACGUGGGGAACCGAUUGACGGUCCAAGUGAAGUUGACAGUGAAGGGUUUAUGUUCUCCACAUGCAAAAUUACUACGGAUGGAAGUGGUGGUCCACUUGUUGAUUUUGAUGGGAACAUUGUUGGGAUGAAUGACUAUCAUGAUCAGAAAAUUACUCGAUAUGUACCAACAAAUAAAAUUCUUGAAUGUUUGAGGAAUCUUGGGUUAUGUGUGGAUGAAAUGGAAAACUUUUCCAUUACCUUUAAAGGUAGCUUGAAUCAAACUGGCUCUAGUGGGAGAAGUGGUGACAAAAGGAAACGUAAAUAUUUUGCAUCUUCUAUCCCCAAUCCACAAGAACUCAUUGAGGAUGGACCUCCACCAGAAUUUACUGUUGAUGAACAUAAGCAUCCAACUAUUCAUCCCUGGCCAUCCAGUGAGUUCACAAAGGUGGUAAAUGAUAUCUUAAGAUCUGAUGGUUAUCCCUUGCCAGCUUAUGCUGACAGAGGCAUGCAUUUGGAAGGUGAUUUUGAAGAGGAAUUUGGCAUAGCCAUGUGGAGUGAACCCACUAGAAAAGUUGCUUCAAUGAAGUCUUGGAGUGUUGUCGCACUCGCUUCGUUCAAUGGCAAGGAAAGACAUUUUGCUUGCACAGGUGUAUCUAUAGACUGCAAUGAAUCCACCUCAAGAAUUCUGACUUCAGCAAGUUUGGUUAGAACUUCCGGUGAUGAAAACAAGAUUGUUGAUAACUUAAGGAUUGAAGUAUGUCUUCCAAUGGAACAACAUAUCAUAGGGACAUUACAACACUAUGAUCUAAGCUAUAAUGUUGCUGUUGUCGGCAUCCCGAAUUCUUGCAAAAAUCAUGCAGCACUAUUCUUUGAAGAACCUCAAACUAAGGUAGUAGUAGCUCUUGGGCGUGCCUUUAAAUCUGGAAAUUUGAUGGCCACAGAUGGGUCAGUGAUUGGCGAACGAGACAAAUUUGAUUGCAGAGAGCUUAAGUACUCCACUUGUAAAAUUACCAAGGCUGGAAUUGGAGGUCCCCUCUUUGAUUUGAAUGGGAACUUUGUUGGCAUGAACUUCUAUGACUCGGACGGAACUCCUUACCUACCAAGUGACAUAAUUCAGAAUCUAUUGAGGAGUUUUUAUGCAGAGCGGACUGCUGCUGCUGGAAUUACGGAGAAGCCUAAUUAUCGUUGGCCGGUCCCUAAGCCAUAUUGGUAUUAUCCGAGUCAUCACCGGAAGCCUGAGCCAAAACACACAUCAUUUGAUUAG